AACGAACGUCCAUCAAUCCCGCCUGUAAUCCGUCUCUCUCUUUCGCGUCCUGUUAAAGCGAUUACGGCCAACGAGCCAACAACAUGGCGACAGAGUUCCACAACCUGCAGGAGCUGAGACACAGCGCCUCUCUGGCCAAUAAAGUCUUCAUCCAGAGAGAUUACUCAGAGGGAACCGUCUGCAAAUUCCAGACCAAAUUCCCCUCCGAACUGGACAGCAGGAUUGAGAAGACUCUGUUUGAGGACACGGUGAAGACGCUGAAUAAUUACUAUGCGGAGGCGGAGAAGAUCGGAGGCCAUUCCUACCUGGAGGGCUGCCUGGCCUGCAUCACCGCCUACCUCAUCUUCCUCUGCAUGGAGACGCGCUAUGAAAAGGUCCUGAAGAAGAUCUCGCGGUACAUUCAGGAGCAGAAUGAGAAGAUUUACGCUCCCAGAGGUCUGCUCAUUACCGACCCUAUAGAGAGGGGCAUGAGGGUCAUUGAGAUCAGUAUCUAUGAGGACAGAGGCUCCAGUGGGUCCAGCUCAGGCAGCAGCACCACCAGCAGCAGUGGACGAUGAUGCGCACACACGCGCGCACACACACACUCAAAC
Molecule: messenger RNA, 590 nt
Organism: Colossoma macropomum (tambaqui)
Lineage: Eukaryota; Metazoa; Chordata; Actinopteri; Characiformes; Serrasalmidae
Gene: golga7ba
Product: golgin A7 family, member Ba
Exons: 5
Coding region: 84-557 (157 amino acids)
Biological process (GO): peptidyl-L-cysteine S-palmitoylation; protein targeting to membrane
Cellular component (GO): palmitoyltransferase complex
Source: RefSeq, a predicted model, not a curated record